Dentiscutata heterogama is the source of this 996-nucleotide messenger RNA. The record is from the annotation of a GenBank genome assembly. NCBI's taxonomy places the organism in Eukaryota, Fungi, Glomeromycota, Glomeromycetes, Diversisporales, Gigasporaceae.
AUGAAAUUUAUUAUUAGAAUUAAUACCUUAUUUGUGGCAAUAUUUUGCCUAUUAGUUCAAUUAUCUACAUGUGAUCUUAUGGGUUGGCCAGCGCUUGAUGUUCCGCCUCCAAAUAGAACUGAUUUUACUGCAAAAGUAGAUUUGACAAAAGUUAGGAAUGCUCCUCUUAACCUUGUGUCAAACAUUGCUAACGGUACAUGCCCAACUACGGAUCCAUAUUGUUACAACCCUUGUUCUAAGUGUACUCGCCCGGAUGACAUUUUUUAUUGUCCAACUGUAAAUGAUUGGGGUCUCACUUUUGACGAUGGUCCAACUAAUGACACAAUAGCCAUUCUUGAUCUUUUAAAAUCUUAUAAUCUUAAAAUUACAUUCUUUGUUGUUGGUUCCCGUGUAGUCUCGAAAAGUGAUAUUUUAUUGAGAGCUUUUCAAGAAGGUCAUCAAAUCGGUGUGCACACCUGGUCACAUCCUUAUCUCACUACUCAGGCUACUGAACAAGUGAUUUCUGAACUAGAAUGGGGUGCUGAAAUUAUAAAAAAUGUAACUGGUGUCAGACCAUUAUACAUGCGUCCUCCAUUCGGUGAUUAUGAUGAUCGCAUACGUGACAUAUGUUCACAACUUGGGUAUAAAGUUGUAAUAUGGGAUAAGGAUUCAGAAGAUUGGCAUUUCAAUGAUACAGGCUUUAAAUUAUCAUGGAUUGCUUCAAAUUUUAGUGCUUGGAUGAAUGAGACCUCUACUACUGGUCAUAUUUCCCUUGAACAUGACCUAUUUAAUGUGACUGCUCAACAGGCCCCAUUAGUAGUUGAUAUUCUUACAAAAGCAAAACGUAAUAUUAAACCAGUUGCUGACUGUUUAGGUUUUCCUGGUAUCUAUUAUAAUGAAAGUAAGCCUAUUACCUCCACCACUGCCACAGCCAGCCCCACCAUGAUCCAUGUUGCUGCCACACCUGAUUCUUCACACGGUUCUAGUACAGCAAUGUCUUCUUCCACUCCUACUUCA